GUUCUUUAUUUCUUUUUUUCUUUUUUUCUUUUCUUUUUUUUUUCAUUUCUUCGUGUGGUGCUUCAGCGAGAUCUCGCGAGUGAGAAGAAAAUCCGAGAGAAGUGUGGAGACGUACAGAAGAAUGUAGCCGAGAAAGCGGAGGUACAUAGCCAUCGACUGACGGUUCUCUCUCUCUCUCUCUCUCUCUCUCCUUUUCUCUUUCUCUCACGGAUGCCGACGCACUAUUCGUCCUUAUUCCAGUGUUCAGAGAAGCCUAACCAUUGCCGAUGGGAUUUCAGAAGAGGAGGAAGGACACGGAGGAGGAAGGGCCACGACAUUGGGAAUAAGGAAAGGGAGAGAGAUAAGGGUAAAGAACAGGACGUUUUGUGAAAUUAAGGGAGAAAUAAAGAAAGAAAGAGUGACGGUUGAUCGUGUCCGCUGGAAAAGGAGCGCGGAUGAAACGUGGCGAACGCGACGAAGAAAGGAUAAAGGGUUAUAGGAGAAAGAAGAGGAGAUCCCCGAUGUGUGGUGCAGGACCGUACGAUGGCCGGGGCCCUGUCUGAGAAUGCCCCGAGGCCCGUGAGCGUCGUUGGCGUCGACGGUAGUACCGUGGUAAUUGUCAGGAGCAACGCGGACGAUCAGGAACCGCGGGGAGACAACAACAAUAACAACAAUCGGCACAGCAACAACAACAACAAUAACAACAACAACAACAACAACAACAACAAUCCCAACAACAGUACGAGCAACAACGGGAGCGGCAGUGGCAACGGCAACAACGUUCGGUCGUUCACCUCGACGGAAGCACAAACGGAGGUGGCGCUUCAGAAUGGGCCCGAGGUCCUUGAGGAGCUCGCGAGCGAGUCACGUGGUGCGCGUCGCCGUGAGAGGCGAAUGCGGAGACAGCAUCGCCGGGCCCUGAGGAGUUGCUCGCUCCCACCGACUUACCCGGGUGCCGCGAAUGCGGCCGUCGCGGUCGGUGCUUGCCCCGCGUCCGCGAACGCUCCCGGAGUGCCUUUGGUGCCACCUGCGAGAGGUUUUCUUCACCCUCCACCACCUCAUCUCGGACUCAGGGGACUCAGUUUGGGCCUACCCUUUCCCGUACCUACCAGCGUCUCGGCAUUUGGCAGGGACGCAGUACCGAAGCAAUGCUGCGGCUUAGGUUCGCCGCCGGUACGUUGGUCCAUACUCGGCGUGGGAGUGGUGGGCCUGGUCUGUGCUGGUGCCGGUGCCCUUUUGGGCGCUCUCAGGGCCUCGGGACGCGAUCACAUUGCCGUGGCCCUACUCAUGAUCGGAAUAGGAGUGGUCCUGGUGAGCGUUAGCGCAGUGGCGUGGCGAGUGACCAGCCGAGAAAAUUGCGGCAGCUUCUUCGGUUUCACGGGGAUCACCGGUCGGAUUCCACCGGCAAGGCCUAUACACCCAUACGCUGCCAUGAUUUAUCCAGAAUUUCAAUUUAGAACGCCACCACCGAGUUACCAGGCGAGCAUGCAGGAGUACAGGUUACGGCUGUUGUUGCUAGACCGGCUGCAGCCAACUUCGUCUCCGCCACCCACCUACAGGUCGAAUGCCAGUAGCAUCGUGGCGGCUGCUGGUGGUACUGUUCGAGAAAGUAGACCACCGAGUUAUUGCGCGCGAGCAAACGCUACGCCAAAUGCGAAUCUGGUGCCCUCGAAGAAGGACGCGAAUCUCGUCAGGAUCGUUCAAACCGAAGCAGAUCCCGUGAUCCUUAGUGGCGAUCAAACGCCACCGAUAGCCGCGGUCGAGGUCCUCGCGCAUCUUUAGCCCUUCGAACUACUACUCCUUAUCUAUUUCUAUCGAAGGACCUGCUUCGCUCACGAGAAUUUUCGAUUAUAUCGUCGUUAGUCGUCGGAGCGUUUCUUCUCCAAUCGUCGCUUUGAUUCGCGUCACUUAGAUUUAACUAUCAACCUGCGCGAUACUUUGUCGCCUUUACUUACUAGAGUUGAGAAAAUAUAGUAAGCAAAAAAACUCGACCUUCGAUCAAUUUACGUCUAUCAAGGUACUACGCCAUUUCGAUAAGAAAAGUAUAGAAAUAGCGACGCUCCGAUGUUAAACGGUAUAAUCAAGUUGGCCUAAUAAAGUUUGCGAUUUGUCGCGUGAAGCGAAUCGAUUCUAAGCCAUAAUACUGUCGUCUGGUGUUAGACGUUUAUAUUGUUAGCUUUGUAAGUUGUUUUUUUUUCUUUUCUUUUCUUUUUUUUCUUUGUCACGCGCGAGUGGAAUUUCUUUUUUCCCGACAGUAUUUGCCGACGGUAUAGUAGAAGGGGGAUACGUUUUCUUCUGAAAAUCUUAUUCCGAAAUUCUUUGCGAAAAAGAAUAUAUAUAUGUAUGUGUAUAUUUUAAUCGUCCUGCGUUCGUUGUUUCACACAAUGCCGAAAUGCGUCGAAAAUGACGAGAGCCUUGCUCUUGGUGUUAACAAAUAAUCUUUCGAUUUUUAAUAGAUAUAGUUGUACUGCGCCAUGAUGGUCAUCGCUGACCCGACAAGAGAUAGAGAAUUGUAUAUUUUGAAGAUAUGUAUAAUUACGUACGUAGAGACUUAGAUCCAAUCACGAGUUCUCGUAAAGUUCUACUACGUCUCGUUUUGUUUUCUUUUUAUGCGUUUAAAUAUUUCACAAACACCAAUGCGUUAAUAACAUUCUUAAUCGAAUUGAUCAAAUAUACGAGGAUAUAUUUUUACGAUAAUUGCUUCAAUUGAGCCUUGCAUGAAGCGUUUCGUAAGGGAUCGAUCCUGCGUAAUAGAACUUUAUUUCGGACGCGUGAAAAUAUUCUAUGUGAUGAUAGCCCAGUUAUCAUCGCGAUAUCGCAAAAUAUUAUAUAUUUUGACACUUGGCCAGGAUCGAGCCUAGCUUUCGUUCGGUACGACACGUAAAAGUGCGAUAAAAAGAGCGAUCUGAUCGAGCGAUUAUUAUCGUAUUAUUUAUAUUUUAUCGAUACGCGUAAACGUUUUUUUAUCAACGAUUAUGCGUCGCACUAGUUAUCCUUAUAUGACUAUAGGAUCGAGGACUAGGAGGAGAGAGUCUAGAUAUUAGUAGCGAGGAUGUACAAUAAUUAAUAAUCACUUCAACUUAAAUUAUAAGUCGAUCGACUCGAAAAUGAUUUCUCCAAUAGAUUUUUCUUCAACUUGUUGCCUAUUCAGCUCGAAAUAUGACUCGAACUCGUAAUUAACGUGAAAAUUUUACUCGAGUAGCAGCGAGAUCUUACAACGAUUCUACUUUUUCGAAACAGCUCGCUUUUCGCGAUUCGUAUUUUUAAUAGUCUUUACUUAUGAAAGUUACAAUCGUAGAAUUUGUGAAUUUCAAUCUCUAUUUCGAUAUAUUACACGAUCUUUUCGAGACUAAAUCACACGUAGCAACGUUUAUCGAUCGAUUUUUUUCGGUUCAAUCGAUUGAAUAUAAUCUCAAGGAUAUUUAGAAAGAUAUAGAGCUAAGAGAAAAAGAAAAAGAGGCAUCGUUUUUCUAACGAACGUGUUUCAUAAAUCACGUAGGACGAAAGCGUCAUGUCAUUCGAAUAUAGAUUUGAUAUUUUCCUCGACUUGGUAUAAUAACUAAUGCGCGAGUCGCGUUAUUUUAUAAUUAUUAACGUCGUUGUGCAUUCGUGUAUCGCAGAAACGUACCUAUCGCUUUGAAAGUUAAACGACAGUAUAAAAGAAGAAAAACGAAAAAAUGAAAAAAAAAAGGAAAAAAAAAAGAAAAUAGAAAAUGCUUCGGUGUCGCGUGACGAUGUUGGAUAUUCUAACCAACGCGUUGUAGCUUCGAUGAUAGAACGCUAUGAUUGCUGGCCGAAGAAGAUAACAUUAGGAUACUCGUGUACAAUAUAUGAAUAUUUUUGUAAUCGUCUCUCUUGUAUCGUUAGAGAGAAUCGUGGAUCGCUCGGUAUGAUCAAGAAAAAGCUUCGAUUUAUACUAGCUCGGAAUAUUAGCGUUGCAACCGCGUGAUAUGUACUUUUUAUUAAAAAAAAAAAUAAAUAAAAAAAAAAAUAAAAAAAAAACGGGCGGCCUUAUGCACUCGUUAAAAAAACUCGCAAUGAUGACGAAGAGAGACAGAGAAGGAGGGAGAGAGGCAAAGAGAGAAGGGUAGAGAGGUAGAGAGUCAUGUUGUAGAAGUUCCUUCAUAACGAUAUAUGUAUAUCUGAUCACACAGAAGCAAAUAUGUCAAAUAUAUAUAUAUAUAUAUAUAUAUAUAUAUAUAUAUAUAUAUAUAUAUAUAUAUAUAUAUAUAUUUAUCAUCAGGCACGUUUGUAUAUUUCUUUUGACGACUCUCUAAUAUUCGUACACAUUGCUAAACGCUAUAAUUUAUCGGUGUUCGGUAUUCUUUGGUCUCUCUUCUUGAGAAGGAACAUUUGGCUUUCGAUGGACGACAACAAACGACGAAGAGACGAGGAACGACGACGAUCGCGUUCUCGUAUUCAUUUAUUUCCUCGAUUCGAGAGAAUCCGCGAAACGAUUCGUUCGUAAUAAUUUAAUUGGAAAACUUUGUUCUCUUUUCGAGUUAUACUUUUCAGAGAGGAUUUGAUCAAAUGGAAUUGCGUUUAAUCCUAUGAACUUAUCGUGCACAUAUAAUUGCAAUGAUAUGCAAAAAUGGAAAGCACGAUAAUCCGCGAUCAAACAUUUAUACUCGAGGUUUUCUUGUCGUGUCGUAAUGUGAUUACCGUUUAAUCGAUUAUGUAUUUCUUGUGCCGUUAUUUUCGCAAAAGGGGCUUUCGUAGAUUUACACAAAGUCCUUUCGUAGACGAUUAACAUUUUCGAGAUCGUAGAGAUGCGUUUAUUCGAUUAUAAGAAGAGAAGUAUUUACAUGAAAUACAUAAUUGAAACGUAUUAAAGUGUCUUGUGUAUUCAUGCGUAUUGUAAAAAAAAAAAAAAAAGAAAAAACAAAAAAAAAAAGAAAUUAUUAAAAGACUCAAGUAAUUAUUCCCGUUACGAACGUAUUACCUGCGUACACCUAGAAAGUUGUAUCGAUGCAUUGACGAAGAAAUAAUCUGAAAUAAAUGUAAUGGGACAGUGAUGCGUGUGUGGAAAGUAAGUGGUAACGACAAAUGGUAUAAUUAUAAUAAUUAUUUUAAUGGAUUUAUUUCAGACAGAAAUAAAUGCGACGAUACCGA
Messenger RNA from Vespa crabro (European hornet), 5091 nucleotides. RefSeq lists its product as uncharacterized. The transcript is spliced from 6 exons. The record is from RefSeq and is a predicted model, not a curated record. Lineage: Eukaryota; Metazoa; Arthropoda; Insecta; Hymenoptera; Vespidae. Bases 523 to 1761 code for a protein of 412 amino acids.